This is a messenger RNA of Penicillium antarcticum, 474 nucleotides long. RefSeq lists its product as uncharacterized. The record is from RefSeq and is a predicted model, not a curated record. Lineage: Eukaryota; Fungi; Ascomycota; Eurotiomycetes; Eurotiales; Aspergillaceae. Bases 1 to 474 code for a protein of 157 amino acids. The transcript is spliced from 2 exons.
AUGGCAAAUUCAUCUGGGACUAGAUCAUACGCCGACGACCCGGGAGUUGUUGUCUGGAACGAGCUCCAGGUCCCUACGGGCGAGGAGCUAGAUACGACUAGAUGGGCUGGAUAUUUUCACCCGCUAGUUCAGGCUCUGGGCUAUAGAGAUUCUUGUUGGGCAAGAGUUCAGGGACGCCUAGAUAUUAUUAUCCUAGCAACAUUAUGGGAAACUACCUCGGGUUUGAGGAAUUUUACAGCCUCGCCCUCCGCCCAGCUAUACCGGGAGAAUCUUGAGAGUAGAUCAAUAACGCUUUUAUCCUCCUAUGAAACACCCUACCGCGGCCUAGCAAACUGGUUCCCCUCUUUACAGCGAUCAUACGUUCAACUAUUCUGGGUUUACUUUUCGACGCCAGUGACCGAAGCCCCAAAAAGCUCGAGUUGCGAAGCUAAGAGGUAUUCGGCCACCCGCUCUAGGACCUGGGAUCCCAAUUAA